AAUUCUAUGUUCCACCUCUUCCCAGUGCGGCCUGCGGUUGGUAGUGAGUUGUGCGGUCGUUGAAAAUUGCUCUCCAAACUCUGAAAUACCCUGAAGAAUUCCACAAAACUCACCACCAGGCUUAAGUCGAUCAGGACGCGUUCGCACCUAGUUCGUCCUAGCCACCCACGACCAAGGCACGUAUAUUUGUGAUCACUUCGCGACAUAAUUUUGGUUCCGCUGCUACCGAAAAGGGCCGAAAAAAUCGUACCAUCUGUGAGUUGAUUCAGUUUGUGAUUAUGGGCACGGAAUUUAAGGAUGUAUACGCCAGCGUGAAUAUGGAGGAUUCUGGAAAUAGUUGUGGAAGCAGUGUAGUCUCCGAUUUUAGCGGUCCUUCAGACCAACAGGACUUCGACAACGACAGUGUCCAGAUCUCGGACCUAGAGAAUGAAUCUCAAGGACUCUUAUCACAGUGUGGAUCCUUGGACGAUAUCGAUGAAGAGUCCCGCCUGUCCAUUGCCACCGAGGACCUCAGCCUGGACGACCUCCAGUUAGACGACUACUCAAGAACAGCAUCAGACGUCCAAACAUCAGCGAGCCCCGCCAAGCAAUCAACGCCAUCCAGCUUAACCACCACCGAUAACAUCGAGAGCCAGCAGCGACUGGCCGUUCUAAGUUUUGAGCAAGUAUGUCGUCUGAACGACGUGAUGGACGAGGUCAUCUACAUACACGGCAGAGGCAACUUCCCAACCUUAGAGAUCCGACUCAGAGAUCUCGUCAACGUAGUGAGGGGAAAAUUAGAGGCAGAUCCUUCAUGCGGAGGUGCAGGUAUGAAAGUGCGCGACAUACGUUUAAACGGAGGCGCAGCUUCCCAUGUUCUCGCCACCGAAUCUCAGCCCUACAACGACCUCGAUCUCAUCUUCGGGGUAGAACUGUCCACCCAGAAACACUUCGACAGGGUUAAAUCCGCAGUACUGGGAUCCUUGUAUGAGAUGCUGCCCGAUGGGGUUAGUAGAAAGAGGAUAUCCACUUGCAGUUUGAAAGAAGCCUACGUCAGCAAGAUGGUCAAAGUAAACAACAACAAUGAUGGCGACAGAUGGUCGUUAAUAUCACUUGGAAACGCUAGAGGGCGAGGUGUCGAGUUGAAGUUCGUCGAUAGCAUGAGGAGACAGUUCGAGUUCUCAGUGGAUUCUUUCCAGAUCAUCCUAGAUUCACUGUUGCUAUUCUACGAAUGUAGCGAGUUACCAAUAGGAGAGAACUUUUAUCCGACGGUUGUGGGUGAAUCCGUCUACGGGGACUUCCAAGAGGCUCUGUAUCACCUCCAGAAAAAACUGAUCGCAACAAGACAACCAGAGGAAAUAAGAGGAGGUGGCCUCUUGAAAUACUGCAACCUGUUAGUCCGAAACUACAAACCAGCAAGGCCUGAUGUGAUUAAGAGAGUACAAAGAUACAUGUGCUCCAGAUUCUUCAUCGAUUUCCCAGAUAUAAAUCAGCAGAAAUCCAAGCUAGAGAACUACUUAUGGAACCACUUCGUUGAGCCAGAAGAAGAAGCCUUAAAACACCAGUACCUGAUGAGACUUCACGAUGUGGUAGGGGAAUCCACUGUUUGCCUCAUGGGUCACGAGAGACGGCAAACGCUCUAUCUGAUCAAAAGCUUAGCCAUGCAGAUCCUGUUCCAGGAUCAGCAGCGUCUGAUAAGUCAGCAGCCGCCACCUCUCGUCUACGCCAAUGGAAUAGUGUACGCUCCAAUCAUCUCGACGAGCUGCUUCUGCACGUGCAGCAAUCCUUGGAUGCAGAGUUGUUCUUCCUCGUGAUGGGUGAUUGUCUGUGCGAGUAAUAGGACUCCUGUAGGCCGGGAUCGCCAUCAUGAGGUCUAUGAUCUUUGUAGAUGCGUGUCAGAUGACCUGGUGUUAUCCGAAAACUCAAUAUAAUUAGAAUCGUACCUCGUACAGACGUCUGUGAGAUAGAUCUCCAUUUAAGAUUACAAUAUAUCGCUAUUUUAAUCAAUCUUAAAUUAAUAAUCAGGCUUCUGGCGUCCUUGAUAAAUAAUCGAGAGCAUUCCGUACUUCUCAAUGACUCAAAAUCUGAAGAACCACAACGUGAGGCUAGAAAAUCUUGAACUAUGACGCAUCUUAGGUGUCUGGCUGUGAAAAAUUUAUGUUGGGUUAUGUACAUUGACAAAAGAUUUGCGUACUGAGCAUUGUUACCCCCACUUGCAGCCUGAAGUAGAUAGAAACAUCUACAAAGUACAAAAACAACCUUAGCUCAUCCUCAACUGUAAUUAUAUACCAGAUAUUUGCAUGAACCUGCAACAAAAUUACAAUUAUAUAUAUAUAUACUGUUAGAAUAAAUGACUUUUACAUAAAACGACAAAAAAAUUAAAAAUAAAUAUACACUAGAAAUUUUUUUCAUUUGUGGAAGUUCAUCGAAAAUCAUUUUUAAGUUACACAUUGUCGUACUACCGUUGAUUAUUUAUUAAAACGGAAGUCGUCAUAUUUUACCUUUGUAUUUUUAGGAACCGCAGAACUAUAUAACGGGACUUCAGGCUGCAUCAAUCAAUCACUUAACGAAAAAAACAACAAAUGCUUCGAUGUAAUUAAGUAUUAAUUUUCCCCAUGUUGAAUCAACAAGAUGUGUAUGUAGUUUCUGUCAUUACAAUAAGCAAGUGUAGGUCUAUUUUUGCGCAUUUCUGUUCAUCAAUUCCAAUUGAUAGCGUGUUAUACUGAGCUUGAAAUUUGUCGAUGUGUGAAAAUUGUUCAAUUGACUUUUGUACGCCUUAAUCUUCGUUUUUCUCCUUCUAUCCAGAUUGAAUAUCUUUAAUUCAACUUGGUUUCAGAUAUCCCAAAUAAUCAAACUCAUAUAAUAUUUACUAUUAAUUCUCUAUCCUUUUUGUAUCUACUUUUAUUAUUAUGGAAUUAAAAUUGAAAGUUAUCUAAAACGAACGAAAUAUUUAAACGAAAUCUCAUUAUAUACUAGAAAUCCCCAGUGUAAAAAGAUAGUGAGGAUUUGCACAAACUAAAUGUUAUCAUUCCCUGGACAAAAUGAGUUCUUAGUUCACCUCAAAAAUAGUUGUAGAUAGCUUAACUUACAUCAUAAUAAAUUUAUGUAGAUAUAACUAUACAAAUCGAUACCAACUUAAGCUCAUUAUCAUGUAAUCUUGAAUUUGUAAGCUCAGUUUAACGUCGAAAAGUCCACUACUAAAGAACGUUUUUGGAAAAUUUCCACGAGUUAUGAUAUUCGAUAAAUUUCGAAAAGAAUUGACACAAAUAUCGAAAUUUCAAUAUUUCCUCCGAAAUCCUCUGAAAACGUUCGCAAUGAAAAAACUCGUUGAAUAAUAGAAAUUGUAAAUGAUGCAGUGUUGAGAAAUAUUUUUUCUAGUGCCAUAAGAUAAAGUUGUUGUAAAAUCCAUUCAAGAGUAACUAAUUGAUGUAAAAAAAAAAUGAUUCCAUUGAAAUUUAUUUGCCUCGAAGAAGUCUGUUAGAAAAUGUAAUUUAACGAGUUUUAAACAACUGAUAUAGUUGAGAAAAGGAGAGACUGGCUGUAUAUUUAUAUGACCUCAAAUGUUUGCCUAUUAGUACUUAUAUUGUCGCUAAAACAUUGACUGAAAUGCAUAACACAUAAGAGAGUCGAACUGAACCAAAAUUCGAGUUUGAACUACUUGGAACAUAUUUCGAGGAAGUUAGUAAGGCUACAUCGAUUUGAACUGGAAGGAGAGAUUAAUAUUUGAAAAAAAAAUGUAACAAUUAUUUUCUAUGAAAAAUGUGCAAAACGUAUAUAUCUCAAAUUCCUUCGUGAUUGUUACUAGCCACUAAAGAAUGCCACCGUUUGUGAUGGAAUAUUGGUUCAAUCACUCCAUUAUUCAAGAAAUAUGGCUCUCAGUGUAGUUUAUGAAGUGUAGUAUGACGCUGGGUCCCUUCGAUUGGAUUCUGCUGAUUUAAUUUAUCUUAUAAAUAAAAGUAAGAUUAAGAAGUAAACAAUAAAACAUAACUUAAUAAAAUGUCUAUUUUCAUUGAAGAUAUAUGUAUGUUACUACUGAUUGGGCCUUAUCUGUAUAUUUUUAUUGUUCCCGGCCCAGUCGUAAGAUAAAUAAAUGUUUAAAAACCAAAUAAAAAUUAUAAAAUGUUUGAAAACAUUCGUGAAAAUUCA
Coccinella septempunctata (seven-spotted ladybird) is the source of this 4125-nucleotide messenger RNA. Its product is annotated as terminal nucleotidyltransferase 5C. Bases 279 to 1793 code for a protein of 504 amino acids. Lineage: Eukaryota; Metazoa; Arthropoda; Insecta; Coleoptera; Coccinellidae. Gene Ontology annotation, biological process: mRNA stabilization. Gene Ontology annotation, molecular function: RNA binding; poly(A) RNA polymerase activity. The record is from RefSeq and is a predicted model, not a curated record. The transcript has 2 exons.